This is a messenger RNA of Cicer arietinum (chickpea), 4137 nucleotides long. The record is from RefSeq and is a predicted model, not a curated record. NCBI's taxonomy places the organism in Eukaryota, Viridiplantae, Streptophyta, Magnoliopsida, Fabales, Fabaceae.
CACGCUUUCCAACAACCAAAUUCCUUUCCCUCCACAAUCAACCUCCCCUAACUUCCAAUUUAUAUUUAUACAUUAUUCAUUAAUUAAUCCUACCUUCUUUUAUUUAUUUAUUUACAUAUAUACUUAAAUUACCGCGCGAGGUUUCUCUCUCUAAAACGUUAUUUUUGAUCCCAACAACCGAAGAAAACAAGAAACUAACGCCUUGCGAGAAUCAAACCACGAGACUUGCGUUUUCCUUCGUUUUUCAAUUUUCAGUGGCAUCUUCAGUUUACUUGCAAACGCCAACAACAACACGAUACAUUUUUAGCUCAACGGAAUCGAUUAUUUUCCUUGUUAAUCUCACCGUCACAGGCUUCCGUAACUACGUCACCGUCCAAUCAACUAAGAGAUUGAGUUUAGGCUUUUUUCAGGUUGCUCCGCUGUCGACGAUUCCUUCCUGUGUGGCGGUGAUGUAGCGAUUUAAAUCCUUUCGCCUACGCUGGAUGUGUAUAGGUGUAAGAUAAAUGCGUGUCACCGGGGAUCUAGGGUUUUCGAGCCUGGUCCUUGUGGUGGUUUGUGUCGUGUUGCCAGUGAUUGGCUUUGUAAUUCGCCGGAAAUGGAAGCUUGCGGUGGCUAGAAAUGAAGAGAUCAAUAGGCUUUUGAUUUUGGCAGCUGAGGAAACUGCUAGGGCAGAGACAGAGGCGUCCGGUGUGUACGGCACGGUGGUUCCCGCCACUUAUAACUAUCAAUGCGCUCUCUGCUAUUUUCCCGCCACUGCGCGCUGCGCUCAGUGCAAAUCCGUUCGCUAUUGUUCUGCUCAUUGCCAAACCGUUCAUUGGCGUCAAGGUCACAAAUUUGAAUGCCAUCCUCCGAGCAAAACUCAUCAAAGUGAUGGUGUAAUAAGUGAUAUUCACAAGAGGGAAGUGGUGCAAGACUACACUGGUAUUCGUGAGGAGAAAUCUGAAAGCGGAGGGGCAGAGUGUAAAAUACCCUCUGAAGAUACCAGCUUUUCUCCUGAGGUUUCAUUUGGAAAGGAUGAUAAUAUUAUAUCUGGGUCACUUGCAGAGGAAAAGUUAGCAGACUCGAAUACCGAACUAUCCAGUAACUCGUUUUCUAGAUUUUCAGCUUCCACAACCUGUAGUGAUUCAUCUGAUGAUUCCUCUGUUUGUGAGAGUAUCAUCUCAAAUGGGCAUGGCAGAUCUGAGGGACAUAUUUCUGUUGUUCCCAACCUUGACAUUCCUGAUAAAACCACCAGCGAUAGCAGGAUGGAUUCAGCUGUAUCUUCUUCACCAAAGUUUGCUAGUUUGCUUGAUUCAAUUGAUGGUUCUUCUACAAUUCAUAAAUUAAAUAAUAAUGCACAUGGUUCUAGUAAAGAAGAGAGGAGGCUUGCAUCAAAUGGUGCAUCAGGCUCGAGCAUGUUGAAAGGGGUGAAAAUUGAGUCUUCUGGAUUCUGGGAUCAAGCUUUUGAUUCUGGAGGGAUUAAAGUUGAGACUAAUAAUGACAUUUGUCCAUCCCAUUAUGAUGAAUCCACCGGUGAAAAGACUGAUUCUGGAUUGUCAUUUCGCUUUCAUUUCAGCCCCAUGCCUCCUUUGCAUGUACGAGAUACUGAGGCUAAGGAAUCUUUGCCCGAUGACACUCUUCAAAACUCUGUUGGGAAGAAUAAGAAAAAUCUAGGAUCAACAUCUUCUGAGUAUGACAACAUGGAUUCUUUAAAGGCGAAAAACCUCUCAUUCAUCAUCGACGAUGGUUCCAAUUUUAUGAGCAAUAUUCCCAGUGGUUGUGAAUCUAAAGACAGCUCUAAGCCACCUCUAUAUUCCUUUUCCUCCCGAUCCCCCAAUGUUGGUAAAGAUCAAUGUUCUGCUGAUGCUAUGAACAUCAAUAACUUGCAAUCAUCUGUCUCUGUGGCAUCAAAUCACGUCGUGGACAAUCAUGGCCAUACCUUGAAGUCCACCGAUAUUAGAUGUCAGCCAUUUGAGCUUGCUGAUUCUAAAUUAGCUUCUACAACUGAAGGACAUUCUCAGCACGGUACAGAACAUAGGAAUAAUGGCAUAGAAAUUGGGACAGUCACUUCUUCUUAUGUUGCUAGCUCUUCUGCAAAUUCCAAAAGUGGCUUGAAAACAUCUGUUUUAAAAGUCGUUGAUCAGUUUAGAGGAUCAAAUUUGUCAAAGCACAUUCCUUUAGCAGUUGGGAGUGAUAUUGCUGGAAAAUACAAUGACAAGGGUCUUUUUCCGUACGAAUUAUUUGUCAAGCUUUAUAACUUCAACAAGGUGGAGUUGCAGCCAUUCGGUCUUAUAAAUUGUGGAAACAGUUGUUAUGCUAAUGCUGUACUUCAAUGCCUAGCUUUUACACCACCCUUAACUUCUUAUUUGCUUCAAGGUCUUCAUUCUAAAUCAUGUGCAAAUAAAAAAUGGUGUUUCGUCUGUGAAUUUGAAAGUUUGAUUUUGAAGUCAAAGGAUACAAAAUCUCCACUAUCUCCAAUGGCCAUACUCUCUCAACUGCAGAGUAUUGGGAGUCAUCUUGGUAAUGGCAAAGAAGAAGAUGCACAUGAAUUUCUAAGACAUGCUAUUGACACAAUGCAAUCUGUUUGCCUUAUGGAAGCUGGGGAAAAUGUAUCGGGUUCGUUGGAAGAGGACACUACUUUAAUGGGUCAAACAUUUGGAGGCUACCUUCGAUCAAAGAUAAAAUGCAUGAAAUGUGGUGGGAAGUCUGAGCGUCAAGAAAGGAUGAUGGAUCUAACUGUUGAGAUAGAAGGGGAGAUAUCAACACUGGCGGAGGCUCUUCGACGGUUUACAAGCACUGAGACUUUGGAUGGAGAAAACAAGUACCACUGUGUCAGAUGUAAAUCGUACGAGAAGGCCAAGAAGAAGCUGACAGUUUCAGAGGCACCCAAUAUUCUCACAGUUGCAUUAAAGAGAUUUCAGGUAUUUCACAUGUUAAAUUUAAAGACAAGAUGUUAUUAUCUGCAUUUUCUGCAGACUGUAUAUGCAGAGUUUAUCUCAUUUGUUGAACAUAUGUUGCAGUCUGGAAAAUUUGGGAAGCUCAACAAGCCUAUUCAAUUUCCAGAAAUACUUGACCUGGCGCCUUUCAUGAGUGGAACGAGUGAUAAGACACCCAUAUACAGAUUGUAUGGAGUGGUUGUUCAUUUGGAUAUUAUGAAUGCUUCUUUUUCGGGUCACUAUGUGUGUUACUUGAAGAAUAUCCAAAACAAGUGGUUCAAGGUUGACGACAGCGUGGUGACAGCUGUUGAAUUAGAGAGAGUCUUGACAAAAGGAGCAUAUAUGCUUUUUUAUGCAAGGUGCUCUCCAAGGGCCCCAAAAUUAAUUAGGAACAGGAUACUAUCCCCUGAUUCAAAAAGCAAGGUCAAUGGAAAGUCUCUUACAACGAAACCAAGAUUUAUGUCGUCAAAUUCUGGUGCAGCUGAAUCCAUCAGUAGUUCAAUAUCUCCAGAUGGAUCACCCACCUUGGAGUCUUUCUAUUCAAAGUUUCACCACCUGAAAAGGAUUUUAGAAGAAGACUCGUCAAGCGACAGUUCAUCCCUUUUCAGCAGCAAUUCUGAUGAAGGUUCUUGCAGUACUGAUAGCACCCGUGAUUCAACCAGCACAGAUGACUUCUCCGAUUAUAUUUUUGGUGAUUCAGGGCAUGGAUGGAGUAACGCGUGGAGGAAUUCCGAUUCUGACACAUCCUCAUCCUCCUCAUCUCCCUUGAAUUGUAGACAUUCGCCCCUAUCCGAAAUGGACAAGUACGAUUCAGUUUCUCCAGACCCCACAGGUUCAAAUGCGAAGGCAGAUAGUCCUUUAUUCAGUAACAAACGGGGGGAUGUUGAGCGGAGGGGUGGCGGUAUUUCUUAUUUGCAUUCUGACUCAAUUUUACAGCAUAGAAAAUUAGACAGUAGUAGCAUUAGCAGCAAUAGUAAUAGUAGGGACGCUGACUCGUUUCUGAAACUAGGAUCUAACCAUUUUAAUGAUAUGAACUCUGGUAUAUCAUGUAGAAAGUCAAGGAAAAGAACUGAUUGAAAAUUUUAUCUUUAGGGAGCCCCCUGAUGAAGUAAAUAAUGAGGGAUGUUAGCUACACCAUUUUGCCAAUGACUUAAACUAAAUGUAGAUACAUUGUAAAUCGCCGUAAGUAUAUUUUUAUAAUAAAAUCAUCUUUUAUGAAUUA